AUGAUCGAUGCUAACGCGGAUGAUGACGAAUUGGUUGAUGAAUUGUACUUAGACGACGAAAGCAAGAAUCGAUAUGAAUCUCUUAUCGAUGAUGAGAAAAAAAUCAGGAAAGCGAAGAAAUCCUGGACAGCAAAACUCAAUGAGCUCAAGAAACAACAGGCGACUUCCCGGAAGAAGAUUCAUCGCCACCAUAACCAUGCUAAGGAUCUCUCACAACAGAAGUCACGUGAAAUGCAGGCGAUCGAGUCUGCCAUCAACCAGCACGGAAUUAAACUCAAGAAAAGGCAGCAGGAAAGUUGGAGAUUUGUCGUCGAAGCGCGAAAUGUGUUUACCAAGCGACGCUUGAGCCAAGACAACAGGUCAUUCCUGCCGAAAGAUUCCUCCUUGAAUGUGUUCUGCGUCUCUAACACACACUAUGCGGCGUCGAAAGGGGUAUCUUUCAUUCACGGAAAUCGGCUGUCUGUGGACCAGACUGGCCUACCCGCCUUGCGGAAGUUUGUCCGCCAGCAGGUUGCUGGUGCAAAACUGCGUGCUGUGGAAGAUUACAUCAGGCAUGACUUCACUGUCUUCAUUCAGAGUCUGCACCUCUGGUGCGGUCUGUUCUCCGAAGCUGACGUCAAUGGACUGCUGUGCGACAUUCAAGCAAAACAGAAUGAGAUGCAAACGAUCAUUGCAAAAUGCACCAACACCCUUCACAAGGAGACUAGUGCGAUUAUGCUGGAUCAUGUAGAGGCCGGACAGAUUCAUAUGACGAAGUCGGCACUUCAAGUGUGGAAAUCAAAGGAAAAAAUGCAUUGGCAGACCCUUCGUACUUUCAUCAGACAAGACGGCAAUCACGAAACCCAGAAGGUUUCACACGAGUCUUGGAAUGAGCAGUUCUUCAAGGAGACAAUUGAAUUCAUGGGCUAUAGUGGAGAAGAGCGGCUAUUUGGGAGGCUCGAGAAAGCCUGCAAUGAACUGGAAAAGUCCCUCCUCAAGUUGCUUGACGAGAUUCCACGAACCGUGGGUCAGCAUGCAGCGUCGGUAAUGCUCCCCGAGAAACCCCUGAAUAUGUUUAUUGAAGCAGAGAAGUAUGGCAUCGCCAGACACUGCGAACAGUUUCAAGCGUCCAUUCGCAAGGAAUUCCGCAACGCCAAGCUGGAUUUGACCGUGGACCGCCCGUCUGCGUUCUUCGCACAAGCCAUGGCUCAGGCUUACCGAAUGUACCGCAAUAAGAGAGGUCGAGGUUCCAAGGAGAACGUCCAAACAACCAUGAAAACUCAUCUGUCUCUCGGGGGACCGACUUCUCCAUUCCAUCAAACGGCGGACCUCUUCCAAAAAGCGAUCAAAAUGGAUAUCGAAAGGACGUCCGCGGUCUUGACGAAGAACGUCAAGGUUAUAAUGGAGCAGAUUCAUCAUCAUUGCAGUUACAUGAUCAAUGCGAAGAAGACCGACACAUCUGAGGAGCAGCUCAAGGUGUCACUGCGUGAUUUCCUCUGCGGCAGAGAUACUGGUUAUCAGCACUUCGAAGAUAUCAAGGCCGACCUAAAGCGCAUCAAACGCAGAUACAUUGACGUGGAAGCAUGA
Messenger RNA from Dissoconium aciculare CBS 342.82, 1566 nucleotides. RefSeq lists its product as uncharacterized. The transcript has a single exon. Bases 1 to 1566 code for a protein of 521 amino acids. The record is from RefSeq and is a predicted model, not a curated record. Lineage: Eukaryota; Fungi; Ascomycota; Dothideomycetes; Mycosphaerellales; Dissoconiaceae.